Funneliformis mosseae is the source of this 507-nucleotide messenger RNA. The record is from the annotation of a GenBank genome assembly. NCBI's taxonomy places the organism in Eukaryota, Fungi, Glomeromycota, Glomeromycetes, Glomerales, Glomeraceae.
AUGAAAAGGAGCAAUGAUAUGGCCGAACUAAUUGGUCUCCUUCAAACAAAAACUAAGAGAAGUGCUACAUUGAAAUUUAACAAAUUUGAAAAUGAACAACAAGCACGGUUGGAAGAAGCUAGGAAAAUGAUCGAUGGUGAAAAUGGAAUUAUAGCCGCAUGGGCUAUAGAAAUGGAAGCAAUUACAUUUACUGCAAAAAGAAAGAUUGAUGAUCGAUUAGAACAAGAGAAUGAAUAUAUUAAGAAACUGAAACUCGAGCUUGAGAGAUAUCAGUUGAGCACCACAAAAGUAUUAGAUAACCUCACGAAGCUUCAUAAACAAUGUCAAAAGUUAGGGCGGGAUCUUGAUAACGAUCUGAAGAAAUUAUAUGCGAUCGACGAAGCUGAAUUAAAUGAAGCGUUAGAACAAUUUAUUAACCAGCAAAACCAUGUUCAUUCAGAAUUAUUGCAUAUAAACAAGGAAGAUCAUGAUAUGAAAGCAAUUAAAAAGCGGUUAUAUGAGUGGUAA